Molecule: messenger RNA, 1507 nt
Organism: Paramuricea clavata
Lineage: Eukaryota; Metazoa; Cnidaria; Anthozoa; Malacalcyonacea; Plexauridae
Source: the annotation of a GenBank genome assembly
AUGUCGGACGACGAAGUUACCGAGUUAUCUAUGGAGGGAAACGCGAAGGAAAACGUUGUGGAAAGCGGAGUAUCGAAGGAAAAUGGACAAGGAAACGUAGCUGUACCGUACGGAGAAAUAUUAGUUAAAUUGAGAAAGGAAAAAAGAACCCGAAAGACUAGAUUAACUAAAUCGAAGCAUCGUUUGCAGAAAUUAGCUAAGAUGAGAGCUACAAGAGAGGAAAUCGAGAGUUGUAUCGAGGAAAUAUGGGAAAUUUUAGAGGAAGCACAGGCGGUGAUGGAUGAGAUGAGUGUGUUAGCUUUAAAAAUGGAAAAUACUGAGUUACAAUCGGAAAUAAUGAAAGAAUCGGACAGUUUACAGGAAGAAACACAAGAAGUAAUUGAACGUGCUGAGGAAAGGUUGACGGACAUGAUGUUAGAAGCAGAGAAGGUAACAGAAUCUGUGACUGUGACUCCGAGUGUUUCAGUUUUGUCACCCCCUACUACCUUGCAACAGGCACCCCAACCCAGUGCCCCAGGUGCAGUGCAGCAAAAUUAUACCUCACCCCCCAUUAGCCAGCAACAAUCACCCCAACCCCCUAGUCUGGAACAGGUGUCACCAAGCAUGGGUACCCCGCGUCACCCAAUACUAAUUACCUUGCAGAACAAUCGCCUGGUAUUAUAGGAGGAACAAUUAAUCGGAACUUAAAAGCAUUAAGGGUCCCUAAAUUUGAUGGAACUAAAGCUACCUUUGAGGAAUUUUGGUGCCUUUUUGAGAGCCUUGUUGAUAAAUCAUCUGAACCUGUGAACAUCAAGAUGGCUAGACUUAGAGAGUGUCUUUCUGGUAGAGCUUUGGAAGCUAUUCGAGGACUAGGAGUUUCGGAGGCAGAAUAUAAUGAAGCAAAGGACAUUAUUCAAUCGAAGUUUGGAGGUGAGCGAAGGCAAUUGAGAGCUUAUAUGGAAGAGCUUGAAAAGACACCACCGCUGCGGAAUAAUGAUGUGUCGUCAUUCGAUAGAUUUACAGACUUAGUUAGAGUUACAGUGACAAAGCUAAAAGCUGAGGGACGGAAAGCUGAACUAGGAGAAGGGUCUUUACAUGGUCAACUUGUUAAGAAGUUGUCUGGUCAGCAAGUGGAAAGCUACAGCCGUUGGUUAAAUGUGCACAGCAAGACACCAUCCGUAACCGAUUUGUGUGAGUGGUUAAAGAAAGAAGUCGCAAUAAAAAUGGAAGCAGUUGAAAUGGCGCAUGGGCUGGAGCAAAAGCCAUUGAGUGAUCCACCAUUUAAGAAGGGCAAUGGAUCAAGAUCCAGAACCUUUUUGACAGAGGCGGACAGGUAUGGUCAACAAAGACCACCAUGCCAGUUCUGUGGACAGAGCAAUCAUCCGAUAUGGUACUGCAAGGGGUAUGGGGCAUUGGUCGUGGAAGAACGGUGGAAAACUGCCAAAGAGAAGAAAUUAUGCUUCCGUUGUCUCUCGAAGGAUCAUCAUGGAAAAGAUUGUCGCAGGACUGGUCGUUGUGGCAUAAACGG